This is a messenger RNA of Harmonia axyridis, 2402 nucleotides long. RefSeq names its product DNA-dependent metalloprotease SPRTN. The transcript has 3 exons. Lineage: Eukaryota; Metazoa; Arthropoda; Insecta; Coleoptera; Coccinellidae. Gene Ontology annotation, molecular function: polyubiquitin modification-dependent protein binding; metalloendopeptidase activity; single-stranded DNA binding. Gene Ontology annotation, biological process: DNA repair. Gene Ontology annotation, cellular component: nucleus. The record is from RefSeq and is a predicted model, not a curated record. Bases 101 to 2293 code for a protein of 730 amino acids.
UUGAGCCUGUCAAGUGUCAACAGUUUCAAAAAUUGGGGUUAUGUUUUAUUUAUUUUGAUUGAUAAAUUAAAUUUUAAUUUUUUUUUUUUUAUUUGGAGAUAUGGAUUUGGAUUUCGAAACAAUUCAAUUGAUACAGGAGGAAUUCCAAACUGACUUCCAAUUACCACAAAGAGAAAAUAUUUCUGAUUCUAUUCUAGCUCGUCGAUUGCAGGAAGAAUUUCAGAGAGAAUUACUUUCACAAAGACCUUCCAACAAUCGGAAUGAAACGAACGACCUGUUAUUAGCACGUAAUUUACAGAAGCAAUUUGAACAUGAACAAAAUGCCAAUACUUCUUUUGGGGAUCUAGUGUAUGAUAAAAAAAUUAAAAAUAGAGAUGUAACGAAGAGUCUUAUUGAUCCAUCAUGGGAAGUCAUAGAUCCUACUCCUGAUAUACAUGUACUAUUCAUGGCAUUCAACAACAAGUUUUUCUGGGGAAAACUGGACUCUGUUUGUGUAUCUUGGAGUAAAAGAAUGAAAAGAUGUGCUGGGAUAUGUUCUUAUCAAGGACGUGGAGGAUUAUGUCAUAUUACACUUAGUGAACCUUUAUUGAAACUGAGACCAAGAAAAGAUCUGAUUGAAACUCUUUUGCAUGAAAUGAUACAUGCCUUGUUGUUUGUUACACACAACAAUAAAGAUCGUGAUGGCCAUGGCCCUGAAUUUCACAAGCAUAUGUAUAGGAUAAAUAAAGAAGCUGGUACAAAUAUUACGGUUUAUCAUAGUUUUCACGAUGAAGUUGAGCUUUAUCUUCAACAUUGGUGGAGAUGUGAUGGACCUUGUCAAAAAUGGAAACCCUUCUUUGGAAUUGUGAGGAGAUCCAUGAAUAGGGCUCCUGGACCUAAUGAUAGAUGGUGGGGCCAGCAUUCCAGAAGCUGUGGAGGAUCCUUUGUCAAGAUCAAGUCUCCAGAACCAAAAGUAAAGGAAUCGAAGAAAACCAAAGAGGUCAAUUCUGUUGAAGAUAUCAGAAAAUUCAUCCCCUCUUCUACCAAAAGUGGAAAUUUAGGUAACAGCCGUUCAAAGUUGAGCAAUCAAACUACAGUUAAAGCCAGUUCAUCUAAUGGUAUAACUUCCAAUAUCCAUAAUGUUUCAAAAUCAAAUUCUGGACUUUCAACUUCUGUAACUAUAACAUCAAAAACAAAUAAUAUACAUGGGUUUUCAAAUUCUACCAGUAAAACAUUUGUCAAUGGAGGAACUAAAAUGAAUACGAAUUCAAUAUUUGUCAAUAAAAAAGCAACCACAGCAAUUUCUCAGGAGAAAAAGAAAGAUAAUGAAAUGAAAAAUAAUACUUCAAUAGCAAAUCAAAGUACACAAAAUAGUGGUAACGGUAAUUCCAUUGAUUAUUCUACUGUAAGAAAUCAUUGGAUUAACAAAUUUUCAAACACAGAAGUUAGCAAAAAGCCAGAAACAUCUUUUUCUAAUAAAAGGAAAUCAUCUGAAAUAAUUCCUGUAGUUGCUAAAACACCAAAACUUAAUGAUAAUUCUUCUCAGGACUCCAUAGAUUGUGAUAGUGUGCAAUGUCCUGUUUGUGAUAUUUUCUAUCCGAUUGAUGAACUGAACAUGCAUUUAGAUAUUUGUUUGAGUAAACCAAAGAAUCAAUGUAGGGAAUGUAUUGUGUGCUUAAAGAAUGUAAAUGAAAGUGAAUAUCAAAAACAUGUGAACGAAUGCUUGGAAAAAAAUUUCAAAGAUACACCAGAAAAGAAAUCGCAAAAUGGUAAUAGUAUAAUAGUAAUCGAAGAAGAUACUAUGGAUAUCACUUUUAUAACUUGUUCAAUUUGUAAAAAUCGAGUCGAUAUUGAGGAUUUUGAUGACCAUUUAAAAAUAUGUGAAAAUAGAACAAAGUGUCCAGAGUGCGGAAAAAAGAUUAAUUCUAGUAGCUUUGAUAUCCACCUUGCUGAUUGUCUCAUGAAAAAACUUGAUGCAAUGGAUCAAUAUUUUGAUGAUGAUGGUAUUAAGAGGAAACCAGAGUGCACCAGUAAUGAGGAAAAAAUAAACUGCCUUGUUUGUGGUAAACAUAUACUAAAAAUCAAUUUAUAUUUACAUUUUGAUGAAUGUGUAAAAGAAGUAUUUGACAAAGAAGGAAAAGAAGAAGUAGAUGCUGAUGACAAUGAUGACAAACUUUACAAUUGCCCAUUUUGCUUGAAACUCUUCUCAGAAAUAGAUAUGAGUAGCCAUAUUGAUCAAUGCUUGAAAACGGUAGAUGGUGAUGCUGAGGCUGAAAAAAAUAAGACUCUGUUUUUGAGUGAAAUAACUGAAUAACUGUGAAUUUUAUACUUUAAUAUGUAUUCUAUAAGUUAUUAAUUUGGAAUAAAUUUACAAAGAAUUUGUUAAAACUUAAAAAAAAAUCAUAUACUUCUUGUUAGAAAGA